AGGUCCUUUCCGGGUAUAGUAUUUAGCCAUUACCAAGGCUGCUCCGCGUUCACACAUGAGCCAUGCUGCACAGUGAGCGAGCUGUUCCUCCAGUCUUAUGGCGUGCAGUGUCUGCUAUGAAUGACGCUGGUUAUUGGCAGCCAUUCUUCUAGUGGUUGGCUCUACUCGCAUUCAUCCUAGGCCUGGAGGAGAAGUCUGUCACAGCUAUAUGUUACAAUGCGGCCUUCAUCAUUACUUUUGCGCCUCAAUAUUUGGAACCCUAAGUUCACAUCUGUGCGACUGCUAACAACGGCUGUGGGGAGAAGCAAGUCAGGAGAUGACCUUCCGACCUUUCAGUACGUUGGGCACAAACCUAGAAGAAAGGACCGUGUUUUUGUAUGGGGCUUCUCUCACACGGGAGCAUUGGGGAUCCCAAGCUUUGUAGUACCUGACAAAGGGAAGAAAAAGCCGAAACAAUACCAACUAACUCCUUAUAGGCUCGAUGUGGAUGAAAAGAUAUCAUCUGUAGCCUGUGGUUACGGCUUUACUCUAUUAUCGUCCAAGACAAGUGACGUGACAAAGGUGUGGGGCAUGGGGUUAAAUAAGGAUUCCCAAAUAGGAUUCCAUAGAAGCCGAAGAGAUCGAACUAAAGGUUACGAAUACAUCCUGGAGCCAUCACCUGUACCCCUACCUCUGGAGAAACCACAGGCUACACGAGUUCUGCAAGUAUCUUGUGGCAGAGCACAUUCCCUUAUUUUGACAGAUAAUGAAGGAGUUUUCAGCAUUGGGAAUAAUUCCUAUGGACAGUGUGCAAGACGAAUUGUUGAAAGUGAGAUUUACAGUGAAAGCCAGUUGAUUCACAGGGUAAAGCAGCUUGACAGCGCAGUUGUCCAGGUUGCAUGUGGACAGGAUCAUUCUCUAUUCAGGACAGAGCGAGGAGAGGUUUAUUCCUGUGGCUGGGGAGCUGAUGGGCAAACAGGUCAGGGACAUUAUAACAUCAGCAGUAAACCUACCAGGCUGUCUGGUGAUUUGGUCGGUGUGAAUGUUGUGCAGGUAGCCACUUUUGGAGAUUGUUGCCUGGCAGUAUCGAGUGAAGGAGACAUUUACGGCUGGGGAAAUUCUGAAUAUUUGCAGUUGGCAUCUAUAGCUGAUCUCACGCAGGUCAAUGUUCCACAGCUCUUACCAUUCAAGAAUGUUGGGAAGGUGAAGCAGGUGGCUUGCGGUGGAACUAGCUGUGCUCUUUUAAAUGAAGAUGGACAUGUCUUUGUUUGGGGUUAUGGCAUUCUCGGAAAAGGACCAAACUUUACAGAGUCUUCUGUACCAGAGCUAAUUCCGCCAACGCUGUUUGGCUUAAAUGACUUCAACCCAAAUGUGAAGGUGUCCGCGAUCUCCUCAGGCCUCGGGCACUUUGCUGCAAUAACAAAUAUUGGGGAGCUGUUUGUUUGGGGUAAAAAUUUGAGAGGCUGCUUGGGCACUGGAAGACUUGAAGAUCAGUAUUUUCCAUGGAGGGUAACUGUUCCUGGAGAAGUGGUGGAUAUAGCUUGUGGUGUCGACCACAUGGUAGCACUUGUGAAGUCACUUAACUGAUGAAAAGGGGAAACGGUGGCUUCAUUGUUACAUAUUUUAUUUGCUGUUCCUCAUGUUGGACAUAUAAAAUCUUCCUGUAUAAUCAUGUAAAACACAAGGAUGGAACUCGGCCCCGACAGUGCAGCGCCUUUUAGUCAAUGGGCUGCGUUUAUCGGAUAAUUAUAGUUUUCAAGGUACUGUAAAUGUGAAGACUUUUAUAAUAAACCACUUCAGU
Molecule: messenger RNA, 1780 nt
Organism: Bufo bufo (common toad)
Lineage: Eukaryota; Metazoa; Chordata; Amphibia; Anura; Bufonidae
Gene: RCC1L
Product: RCC1 like
Exons: 12
Coding region: 217-1566 (449 amino acids)
Source: RefSeq, a predicted model, not a curated record